CCAGAGAGAGAAUGAGUGACCUUAAACGCAAUGCUUCUUCAUCACUUGCGGCUAUGGAAGCUUCUAUUGAAACUUCCGUGUCCAAGAAAAUGAAAUCCGACUUCGGUUCUUGUCAACCGCAGUUGCCUUCUUCCGGUGUUCAGCUCCGAAGCUCACAGUUGGCAGACACGGCGAUUUCUCCGGCUACCUCUGUGAAUUCCACUGCAACUAAGGUUUCCGGAGAACAUUUUUCUGGUCGGUUACCGCUUUCCUGUUCCUCGGUAUCCAGCGCUAAUGUUGAAACCAUCGAUGCUAUGGGAAACAGCACGGCCACGGCGUUGGAUCCGGAGACCAGCGUUUUAGAAAUGGCAGGCUCAGCUCCUAGCAACGUCAAAUUAUUCAGCAAAGACAGGUACUCGUUGAACGAGUUUUACGGAGACUCGGAAGAAAUGACGGUGUUUCCGGUGAAGUCCUCAACGGAAGCCAGUGAGCAUCGGAAGUUUGCGGCGACAAAGAUGGCGCCAGAGGAGGAGAUUGAAGAGUUCUUCGCAAUGGCGGAGAAAUACGAGCAAAAGCGGUUCGCGGAGAAGUACAACUAUGAUAUUGUUAAAGAUAUGCCAUUGCAAGGUAAAUAUGAAUGGGUUCGUUUAAUUUGAAGCCAUGAAAGUGCCUUACGGAAUUGAUCGUGCCACUUCCGGGGCUUCUGUUGAAGAGGACGUAGAUUUGCUGGAUUUUGUACAGCUAACACGUUGAAUAGAAGUAAGAAAGCUACGAUUCUCUACGACAUCGUUUAGGGCUUUGAUGGAAACUUCCUUUUUCUACAGAAUGUGAAAGAAAAACAUUAACUUAGAUAA
Neltuma alba is the source of this 833-nucleotide messenger RNA. Its product is annotated as cyclin-dependent kinase inhibitor 7-like. Gene Ontology annotation, biological process: negative regulation of cyclin-dependent protein serine/threonine kinase activity. The transcript is spliced from 4 exons. The record is from RefSeq and is a predicted model, not a curated record. NCBI's taxonomy places the organism in Eukaryota, Viridiplantae, Streptophyta, Magnoliopsida, Fabales, Fabaceae. Gene Ontology annotation, molecular function: cyclin-dependent protein serine/threonine kinase inhibitor activity. The coding region runs from base 12 to 635 and encodes 207 amino acids. Gene Ontology annotation, cellular component: nucleus.